UGGUGGAUUAAAUAAGAAAAAAACAUGUCGCACAGCGUUGAGUUAAAUUAGGAUAGAAUAGCUUAUGUUGUGUUGGAUUAGUUGGUAUAGGAAACCUACGAAAACAAUAUUUCACUCUACCAUAAGGAGACGGAUGUUUUCUCAAUAUUUACUAGGGUGGGCGGGGCUGUGAAUCACCGCGUGCCUCUCGCCGUCCAAAGAAAUACUUGCGCCGCCCUCCGACAAUGUGUACUUGGCUUGGAACUAGGCUGUGCGUAGGUCGUGGCAGGCAAAAGCAUCGUUUCUAAUUGGUCUCAUUAGGAGAGAAUAAGAGUGAUAUUCUCUUCAUGCAACCCAGUUCUCAACAGGGACCUUUUAAACAAGUGAAUGAGGUUUGUCUGGAACUACGGCAACACAUCCUACCAUGAGUGAUGAAUAUUCUUUACCACCCUUUACACCACCUCCCAGCUAUGAAGAAGCAACAUCUGGGAUCCCUCUAACAUUGCCACCACAUGACCACCCUCAUGUAAUAACUCCUGAGGCUAUUGCCUUACAGGCUUUGUACAACACUCGACCCCAGAACAACCCUCCAGUCACAAAUACUCCUGUGCUAACACCUCAGGAUAUUGCCUCACAGGCCUUAUACAACGCUCAGCCCCAGAACAACCCUCCAGUCACAAAUACUCCUGUGCUAACACCUCAGGAUAUUGCCUCACAGGCCUUAUACAACGCUCAACCUCAGAACAACCCUCCAGUCACAAACACUCCUGUGCUGACACCCCAGGAUAUUGCCUCACAGGCCUUAUACAAUGCUCAACCCCAGAACAACCCUCCAGUCACAAAUACUCCUGUACAAUCACCGCAGGCUGUUGCCUCACAGGCCUUAUACAACUAUCAACCACAAAAUAACAUACCACUGUAUCCUCGCUACGAUCCAUGCCCUACUGGAGCAGAGGUUCUCCGUAGGCUUGAUGAAAUCUUGGUCUAUCCUUCCAAAGGAUAUAAGUAUAAGAUCAAGAAUGGCAAUAAAGUAACCAUCAUGACUGCUAAGGAUGAAUCUGAAGUUGAUUGCUGCAACUCCUGUGAUUGUAACAGUAACAGGAAAUUUGUUCUGUACUCCAUCAAUAAGAUUGCUGCAGCUGAAGCCCAAAUUGUGAUUGAUGCAUUUAACUGCUGUUUUUACAGUCCUCAGCACAUGGAUGUGAUGGCACCUCUUAGUGUGAGAGUGGGAUCAGUGUUUGUGAGGAGCACGACCAGAUGCAAGGUAGUGAACCCAUCUGAGGAUGUGCUCUUUUCACUAGAGCGGGAGAGUGAUUGCUGCUCCAUGGGCCCAUAUCAGAUAUUUUCUGCUAGUGGAACACAGGUGGGUGUAAUUGAUAGUAGCCGAGGCAUCAAGCACAGGCUGGUGGUGUCCAGAGAUAUGCCUGUCCGUCACAAGAUCCUUCUCCUCUUCUUUGCACUCUUUUUGCAAAGAGAGGCCGAUUCUCGAAGAAGAUCCUAGAGCUGGAGACAAGUUGCAGCAGUCAUUAUUUUUCUGCCUUCAGUGUUCUGAAGAUCCUAAGAGAUACUGACACUGAAAUUGGACUGCAGUAGUCUUCUUGUCAUUCAGGUGCUCCCUUUUUGUUAGGUCUAAGACAUAUGUAAUGUGUGAAAGAACAAAGAGCAUUGUUCUUCACACACACACACACACACACACACACACACACACACACACACACACACACACACACACACACACACAUGGAGGCUCCUGAUAGGGAAGAUUUACUGAAAUGCGACACAAGGGAUACAAGAGGACAUAGAAGGAAACUCAGAAAAGACAGUUAUAGAAGAAAUUUGAAGAACAGCUUCCCUCACAGAGUAGUGGAUAUAUGAAGUGGACUGGACAAAGUGGUAGUGCGUGCAAAGACAGUACAUGAUUUUAAGACCAUAUUAGACACUAAGAUGUAAAGACAGGACAGCAUGAGUAUAGCUCCCCUCCCGUACAAUACAACUAGGUAAAUAGAUAAACACACACACACACACACACACACACACACACACACACACACACACACACAUUUGCUGAUGUUUGCUAAUGAUGCCAAAAUAUAGAUAACAAUUAUAAAUAAAGACUACUGGAAGAUAUUACAGGUUAAUUUAGGCAAAUUCUCUGAAUGGGCAAUAACUUAAUGCAGGAAAUUAGUGUAGAUAAGUGCCAUGUGUUCAAGCUUGGUAGAAGUCACAUAAGAUCUAAGUAGAGCUACAUGCUGGGUAAUAAGACCUUAAGAAAAGCAGGGAAAGAGUUGUGGAAUCCAUAAUUAAAGGAACAUAUUACUAACUAGAAAAUACAGAGCAGUAACACAAUGAGUUGCAAGUCUCAGAGGCUCAAGACAGUGAGAAAAAAAAAUUUGAUACGUUACAGCUACCCAAACUGGAAGAAAGAGAAUGAUCACCAGUAUGAUUUUUGUAUACAAAUGUGCAACAAGGAAAAGAAAAAGGUAGGUAUAUAGGAUUCAGCAACCAUGAAAUUAAACAUCAAGUUUACAGUGCAAUAGAUCAUUAGAAUACAAUACCAGAGAAAGUGGUGUGCGUAAACAGUAUACAUGAAUGAAAAAAAA
Messenger RNA from Scylla paramamosain (green mud crab), 2579 nucleotides. RefSeq lists its product as uncharacterized. The transcript has 6 exons. Lineage: Eukaryota; Metazoa; Arthropoda; Malacostraca; Decapoda; Portunidae. The record is from RefSeq and is a predicted model, not a curated record. The coding region runs from base 404 to 1480 and encodes 358 amino acids.